Molecule: messenger RNA, 990 nt
Organism: Penicillium canescens
Lineage: Eukaryota; Fungi; Ascomycota; Eurotiomycetes; Eurotiales; Aspergillaceae
Product: holocytochrome c synthase CYC3
Exons: 3
Coding region: 1-990 (329 amino acids)
Biological process (GO): cytochrome c-heme linkage
Cellular component (GO): mitochondrion
Molecular function (GO): holocytochrome-c synthase activity
Source: RefSeq, a predicted model, not a curated record
AUGGGUUGGUUUUGGGCAGACUCUCCAAAAGUUCCUACACCACCGGCUCCACACGGAUCCUCAGGUGCCGCUCCUCCACCGGGAUGCCCGAUGCACGAGUCUGGAGCAGCGCCAGUGCGCGCUGAACUUCCCGAUGCCUGCCCGAUGAAAUCCGCCGACUCGCCAUUCUAUACACCACCGAAAUCGUCCUCCGCGCAAACGCCGCAGCCACCCGCGCCGGCCCCGGCCAAGCCCUCUACCUUGUCGCGACUGAACCCUAUGAACUAUAUGUUCGCGUCCAUCUCCCAAGAGCGCGCUGAGAACCAGACUGUCGACCUCCCUGUUGACCGUGAGCCCUCUUCUAUUCCUAGGGGUGACGCGGAAGGGAACUGGGAGUACCCGUCUCCCCAACAAAUGUACAAUGCGAUGCUGCGCAAAGGACAUACCGACACUCCCCAGGAUGCCGUCGAGUCGAUGGUUGCGGUUCACAACUUCCUGAAUGAAGGCGCCUGGAACGAGAUCGUCGGAUGGGAGCGCGUGUUUGCCAAGGGUCUCAUGGCUGGAUGGGAAAAGUGCCGACGCGGCGAGGAAAACCUGAGCUUCGACCUGUACCACGAUGAAAUGACUGGUAAAAUCGAUCAGUCUUCCGAGCCUCGUCUGCUCCGAUUCCAGGGACGGCCGAAAGAAUUGACUCCCAAGGCACAGAUCUUCCAGGCCCUUGGUUGGGCAUACCCAAGCAAAUUUGAGACAAAACCCCCAUUCGACCGUCACGACUGGUAUGUCAUCCGCCAAACUCCUGCUGGCCCCAAGGAAGUUCGGUACGUGAUCGACUACUACUCCGGCGAGCCCGAACCCACCGGAGAGCCCGUCUUCUACCUCGACAUCCGUCCCGCAUUGGACUCGCCCACAGCCGCUGUUGAACGACUAAUGCGAUGGGGCGGUGAUGUCUGGUGGAGGGCUAGCGGCGCCUCUGUCCGUGAACAGGCUGCACAGGCUUCGCGUCAACACUGA